GCACCAGUGCAGCGAGUCGCCAAUACUUCUGAUUGAGGCGGCAUGGCACCGGAGCCCUCUCCUUGACAACGUCCAGCUGCCAUGGGGGGGCAGCAGUCGAGGCUCUUGGACUCAAAGCAGCGCAAGAAUCUGGCGGGGCGCAGCAGGGCAGUGGUGAAGAACUUCGCACCUCACUACCGAAGGCAGUAUGCCACUGCCUACGUCAAGCACAUCGUCACUGAGCUCGAGCAGAGAGAGGGCGCCGUCACCCAGCUGCAGCGCAGACCGGUAGAUCUGCUCCGGGGGGAGAAGCUGCUGGAGGGGACGCUGCUGCAAUUUCAAGAUCAGAGGUGGAGCGAGAGACGCCUCCUGGUGACCGGAGACUUCCUGGUGGAGAGCAGUGACAUCAAGGAGGACCCCCCAAAUGUGCAGAAGAACAAAACCCGCCUGCUGCUGUCCGGCUGUGACAUUUGCACUUCCACUCAAGAAUACCGCCUGCUGUGGGACAGGGCCAUACAGGAGAUGCCAGGCACCGCAGACUUCGAGAUGCCCAACUCACCCGGGCCCUUUGACUACCCCGUCUUCAUCCAUCAUCCAUACCGGCCCGUCAUUUGUAUCUGUGCCCACUCUGAAGACGAGCAGCUGGCCUGGCUGAGCGUUUUGAGGAAUGCCAUACGGCACCACAGCACUGUGAUCCUGAGACAAAACUCCUUCCAGGGCAGGGCCUUCCUAGAAGCCGUCCGCCAUUACAGGCAAGAGAAGGGCAGAUACGACUCGGGGGUCCUGAUGCUCGGCUCUGAAGAGGACGUCCUCUCCAUGGUGGUCAUGGAGGACGUGCUCCCCGGGCUCCGCUCACAAGUGUUUCCUCGACUGCGUGUGGCACGGAACAGGAGGGGGGCAGUAUGGGGACUGGUGAGGGCCUGGAUGGUUGUAUUGUGGGUUAGAGUUUGGCCAGCCCGUGAGAGUAACGCCCACCCGUGUCUGUGCCCGCAGCUCCUGACUGAAGUGUUCUCGCUGGUUUGUGGCGAAGUCUCACAGGAGCUGCACACCCUGAAGGAGCACGAAGCUCAAGGGCACCCCCUGCUGGACAAGCAGGUCCGUCUUAACCUGGACCAGAUCCUCACUGUGCAGGAGCACAUCACUCGCAAGAUGAGAGGUCAGAUGGCAUCAGUGAUUACCAUGUGCGUGGCUCGCUUGAUCCUCCCUUCCCUGGGGUCCAUCUGUCAGGAGCUGGCAGGGGCAUUGCAUUCGGCUUUCUCUGCCGCCCGAGAGGUGUUCACGGACGCCUGCGACGCCAUCAUGAGCACGAGGUGCUGCGGCCGCUCCGUGCAGGAGCUGACGGAACCCCUGGCAGGCCUGCCCCAUGACUCGCCACCCUCGGGCCACUGCUACCGCCAGCUGGAGCUCAUCCCCGACAGGCUGGCCGGCCUCCAGGAUCGAUUCGGCUUUCAGGGUGCCAAGGGGAUUGUUCUUCGGGCCCAGAAUGCUCUGGAGCAGUUCCUGGAGGACGCCGUCUACACCUUUGAGUGUCUUCUGUCCCAGCAGCUGCGGCACUCGAUGAAGUCCACUCAGAUCAGUCUGACCCUGCGCCGGGUCUAUGGCCGUGUCCUAAAGAAGCUGGACCAUGACAGCGUCCUUGUGCAGACUGACCUGCUCCGAGAGGCCCUGGUGGAGAUCACGCUGCCCUGGCUGCUCAGGGAACUGGAGCCCACCUGCAAACUGGAACUCCCUCAGUACGAGGAGAUGGUGUUUGCUGAGCACAGCGCCGUAAUCCACAUUGAGAACAUCUACGAGGAGGUGGUCCUGGAGAGCCUGCUGAAGGACAUCAACUCAGUUCUGAGGGACGCACCCAGCCAAUACCAGCUCAGCCUGCACUGCUCCAGCCUGAUGUGCAUCCUGAACAGCCUGGGAGCGGACCGCCUGACUGGACAGCAGACCCCCAGCAGUGGCUCCUAUGAAAAUGUGCCGUUCACCGUAGAAGUGGCAGCUGAGAGUAAGCAGGAUGAAGGGCAUGAUGAUGAUGAUGAUGAGGAGGAGGAGAGUGAAUACGUCAACAUCGCCGCCAUGCCAGCUGGCUCAGAUGACCUCACCCGCCGCUCCCACCAGCCAGGUCACAACAUGCACCAGUGGGCCAUGAUGAGGGAGUCCGAUGCCUGAGCUGGACAUCGGGGGGCAGAAGAAAGACCACGGAGAUGGGGCUGUGCCAGAGGACCCUGCUGAGCUGGCAAAUUGUUAUACAGCUGGCACCACCAGAAGCAGGUCAGGUGGGCAAAAUGACAAGGGCAGAAGACCUAAGAAGCGACGUGUCACAGCCAGGUGCAAUUAGUGCAAAUGUCACAGUCGGCCAUGGCAUCGUCUGUCACUGCUUGUUCCACUUUGGCUCUCUCUCUCUCUCUCUCCCUGCUUGGCAGCGUCACCCUCAGGUUUUAAAAGCCAUCUGUCCCCUUUAUUACGAUGGACCACUGUGACUUCAUCUAAGCUGAGGGUCCCACCUCCCUCUUGGUGCUUCUGUCCGCUUUGAACCUGAGGAGUGAGCGCUUAGUGUCGGCUAAGGGGGGACAUGCCCAGUGGACCCCUGGGACGUCUGCUGAAUGGACGCUCAAUUCCAUGAGGCUCUCGGGCUGGGGGCAGCCGCACUUCUCCUUGAUGCCACCAGGAGGCCCCACACUCUGUGAUACCAAAUUAGCAGCUGGGACUGAUGGGAGGGGGCUGACCUUUGGACAACAAACAAAUGGCAGACAGCGGGGGUCUCCACUGGACAUUUCUCGCUGUGGACUGUCAUGGUGUUGGUUACUUGAUUUUAUUUUGGGUUUGUCUUCUGAAAUGUCAUCGACGUGUGACCUGAUUUAUGAGGUCACCCCAGCCCCCUGCUAGAGCAGGGCCCAACCUAAUGACCUGCCACAUGGUCGGCCCCUCAGGUUGCCACUGAUCUGUCAGCAAUAUAAAAGCGGGGGGCGCCAGAGAGACACGUCUGGUGCCCACCCUCAAGUUGUUUCUGCUUGUCCAGCAGAGUGAUGUCCUCCUCCUCCUCCCCUCUUCUGCAGAUGGUGGCAUCUUCUUCUUCUUCUGCCUCCUCCUCCUCCUCCUCCUGCGUGCUCACUAAUGGCUAACUGAGGUGGGCAAACACAACUCCCACCUGCAGUGUUCUUGUGUGUUUAUUGAAUUAAAAUGCAUUUCUAACUUC
Molecule: messenger RNA, 3163 nt
Organism: Polypterus senegalus (gray bichir)
Lineage: Eukaryota; Metazoa; Chordata; Cladistia; Polypteriformes; Polypteridae
Product: protein Niban 1-like
Exons: 13
Coding region: 82-2136 (684 amino acids)
Source: RefSeq, a predicted model, not a curated record